AUGACAGCAGUACUUAGAAGUAUUAAAUUCUUGGAUUUUAGAGCUUCUGAGGAAUAUGAUAUCUGUACUUACUUUAAGAGGGUGGAAGCUAAAUAUUGGCAGCUGAAACAUUACUUAAGUUUUCGUCUGAAAAACGAUGAUACAAUUUUACCGUGGUCAGCCGUUUACGAUUUGCUUGAUAUCUGUGAAACUUUCGAGGGUUCCACUGUACGAAAAGACUGUGAGAAGUUUUAUAACGAUUUCUAUAAACUUUAUCUUGACAAGCACGCUGAAAAGAAUUCUGUCGAGAGAAUUCGGUUACUCGAUUCAAAAAUAUUUUCAGAACGUAAUUAUUCAGUAUUCUUACAAACAGCGUCCAAUAAACGAAUAAGAGAAGAAGCUUCGUCGUCUGAUGAAAAACGAAUUCGUCACGAAGUACCUGAAUUGAGUCGAGAGGAAGACAAGCAAGAGAAGAUCGAAAAUGAUGAGAUUCUCAAUUCUCCGCGUGUUGUAACUCUUCAUAUUGCCACUCCAGCUUCUCCGACUCCUCAAUUUACCCAGGCUCAACGCAACGAUCUUGAAUAUGAUAAUGAUGUUGAUGAGACAGAGGAACUUCUACCUCUCGAUCAUAUUGAAGAUAGUUGGAUAACAAAAAAACUAGCCAAAGUUAAAAAGGGAAUUGCGAGAUACAACAUAAUUUUUUUACCGGAAUGUAACAGAAAUGAUCAAUUAAGGUCCAAGUUUUCCGAUGACGAAUGGUCAGAUUUUGAGGAAUUUUUUUUUAAAAAAGAGGAAGAAAUCGCAAAAAAAGUCUUCCCAUCACUUAGCAAAGUGGAAAUUAUCUUAAAUAGGUACCGGGAAGCCAUAAUAAAUGCAAGUGAGGACGGAUACAUCGAUUUAGAUAGAAUUGAUGUUAUCUACGAUUAUCCGAAUGGAUAUAAAUUUAGAAAAAAUUGGCUUGAAAGAUGGGUAGAUAAUGUCUACCAAAAAUUCUUGACAUGCUUUCACAUACCUAAAAAUGUCCUUAACGACAGAUUCACAAGUGAAUACCAGUAUAGAAGUUGGUUCGUAAAUACCUUAUGCGAGGAUAUUUUUUUAGAUUCGGCAACAAUAAAAAUGAAAACUGGCGAAGUAGAAAACAAACAUCGAAAAGUGCAACUGGAUUUGUCGAAGAAUCCUGGCGAUCGAAAGUCUGUCGGAUGGUAUCAUGAUGGUGUACUCUCAAUCAAUGUUAAUGGAAUUGAAGUAUAUGUUGGGUUUUUAGAAGUUACCGGAAAUGCUGUGGUAACCGAUCAUACUAAAUUUCUGGGGGAUCUAAAGAAAAUGUUAAAGGCAAUGCGUUUGGCUUUUCAUGAGCUUCAGAAAACUUUAUAUAAUGAUGGAAUUGUUGAUAAAAACGACGAAAAUAUAGCUGACAGUUUAGAAAUUUUCGGAAUUCUCGUGGAUAGAAAAAAUUUCUGUUUCUACACUAUGCAUCAUCAUAAUGGAAUAUAUUUGGUAGACGAAAUCAACGUUUCUUUUAUAAUACCAGAUACUCCUAUACAAUUGUAUAUGGUAAAGGAGAUUAUAGAAAAAUUGUUAACAUUUAGAGCUCGUAUUGAAAAAUUAAACACUCGAAUUAAGGAGCUUUCAAGCAUUAGAAUAACAUGA
Messenger RNA from Funneliformis mosseae, 1629 nucleotides. The record is from the annotation of a GenBank genome assembly. Lineage: Eukaryota; Fungi; Glomeromycota; Glomeromycetes; Glomerales; Glomeraceae.